Messenger RNA from Schizosaccharomyces cryophilus OY26, 510 nucleotides. RefSeq names its product acyl-coenzyme A binding protein. Gene Ontology annotation, biological process: fatty acid metabolic process. NCBI's taxonomy places the organism in Eukaryota, Fungi, Ascomycota, Schizosaccharomycetes, Schizosaccharomycetales, Schizosaccharomycetaceae. Gene Ontology annotation, molecular function: long-chain fatty acyl-CoA binding. The coding region runs from base 40 to 303 and encodes 87 amino acids. The transcript is spliced from 2 exons. The record is from RefSeq and is a predicted model, not a curated record.
CAAGUUCUUUGAUGAACUUGUCUUUUACCAUUCACAAACAUGUCUUCUGCAUUUGAGAAAGCUGCUGCUGAAGUUAAAGAACUCAAGCAAACUCCUAACAAUGAUGAGCUCUUACAGCUUUAUGCUUUGUUCAAGCAAGCUACUGCUGGUGAUAACAACACUGAAAAGCCCGGCCUUUUGGAUUUGAAGGGUAAAUACAAGUGGAAUGCUUGGGAAGAGUUAAAGGGUAAAUCGAAGGAGGAUGCCACGAACGAUUAUAUUGCUUAUGUUGAAGAACUCAAAGGCAAGUAUGGCUUGAAGUAAAUUUCCAUUUAUGUGAAUAGCCUAAGAUUUUACCUGGAUUCCUACUCCACUGUCUCUAAUAUAGUGCAAGGCUUUCUUUUCUUGAAUACCUAGAAGUGUAAUGUAUCAAGCUUUUAACGACUUUAUUCCAAAUAGUCUAUGCAAAUUAAUUUUCUCCAAAGAAUACAAGAUUUGUAGAGUACACAUAUUGAAUACUUAAAACUGGAA